GUAAACUUUGAAGCGAACCAAUGGGGCAAGUGGGGCCAACCCCGCUGACGUCGAACCUCCUUCGCGCUGGUGGUGGCUGUUUUGUGCCACAGCUCGCCAGAUUCGCGCUUACCCGUUUCGUACGGGUGAAUGCCUUACUUCUUAUUCUGCUCCUGCUUUAUACGAUACUGGCGACGUCAUUGAACUAAGAUGACGAGGCUGGGAAAUUGGAAGCUACGGUAGCGGGAGGGGUCUUUAUAAACCCCUCUUCGACCCCUCUACAUUCUCUUCUUCUGUUUCCAUCAACAACCACAACUUCCAAACCUCAACUCAAACAAUCCAACACUCAAACCUUCAACUCAAACAACAAACCUCUUCAAAUCAAAAUGGAGUCCAUCAAGAACGCCGCCAACUACGUUGCCGAGUCCGUCCAAGGCACCGGUGCUCAAGCUUCCAAGGAGGCCAACAAGCAAGUCGCCAAGGACUCUGAUGCAACCCUCACCAGCCGUGCUUCCGCCGCCAAGGAUGCCGUUGGAGACAAGUUCGACCAAACCUCCCACGAGACCAAGGCUGAUGUCCACAAGGAGGCUGCUAAGCACUAGAUUGUGACAACCUACACAUCAACCAACACCUCGUUCGUACGAUGAUGGAUGGAUGGAUGACUGGC
Molecule: messenger RNA, 646 nt
Organism: Mollisia scopiformis
Lineage: Eukaryota; Fungi; Ascomycota; Leotiomycetes; Helotiales; Mollisiaceae
Exons: 3
Coding region: 366-581 (71 amino acids)
Source: RefSeq, a predicted model, not a curated record